Molecule: messenger RNA, 3423 nt
Organism: Besnoitia besnoiti
Lineage: Eukaryota; Apicomplexa; Conoidasida; Eucoccidiorida; Sarcocystidae
Exons: 2
Coding region: 1-3423 (1140 amino acids)
Source: RefSeq, a predicted model, not a curated record
AUGACCCUUCUUCGUUGCACUCCUUCCCGUUCUCACGCAUCGCCGUGCCAGCCCUUCUGUCGAGGGAUUCCCAAGUCGUUUGUCGCGGUGUUUGCUCUCCUGCGCCGUCUUCUCGUGCCCUCGUUCCGUGUCUUCCUCUGGGUCGUGUAUCCGGUGUUUUGCAUUCUCUACUUCUUGCACCAGACGCCGUCGCACCCCCGCGAGCACCUGGCAACUGUAGACGCGUUUCUCGCAUGCGCCCCUGCAGACCUGCUCCAGUCUCUCUUCUCUUCUGUCCUUCUGCUGUCGAACUCUGUAGUGCUGGCGUUCUUCGCACUGUCUCUUGACUGCGGCCGCUUGCUCGUCGCGAGUCUCCGUCUCCUCUUUGUCUGGGCGAACUUUCUCUGGCCCUACUGCCGCCCCGCUUUGCUUCACCUGUGGGCGUGCUACCUCGACCUCUCCCGGGUUCACCAGGCGGCCGUUGCGGGUGUGUCCUUCGCGGCCGUGGUUCUCUCUCUCCUGUACCUAAAUGGCACGCUGUCUCGCGCGGUGGCUGCUGGACGCCGCGCCGCGCGCCGCGUCAGUCGCUGGUACGUCCGCGUGACGGCCGCGGUCGCGGCGUCGGCGCCCUUCGUGCUCGCCUGUCUCUUCUACCUCGGGAUGCUUCUCAUCUUGGGCCCUGCGCGCCGCGAACAGCUCCAGUGUCUCCUGCAGGUCCUGUGGCAUCCCCUCGUGGCCUUCGGCACAGCCGCGUGCCUAUCGAGAUACGUGUACCUGCCGCGCCUCCACCCGAUUCUCCAGUUCUGCAAACCCCAGGGACCGCCGCCAGGCCGCGCCCCUGGAGGCGAGGCGCGGGAUUCGUCCCUCUCGACCGCCGGCGCCUCGGCUGUCUCUCUGGGCGCUUCCAGACAAGGCGACGCGCUGAGACAGCGGAAGCAGGGAGCGUCGGCGCCGAAAUCGCGUUCUAAAGCCGAGACUCAAGGCGGAGACUCCGCCGGCGCAGCUGCCGCCACCGAGGGUGGAUGGGCGUGCUUCAGGCGCUGGGCGCCGUCGACAUGGCGAGCGAGCCCUGGAGCUGCCGCCGGUGGAGAGGAGGCGUGCCGCGCGGCCGUGGGCGGAGGCGGAGACCGGGGAGCUGAAGAAGGCCUUCGCGGCGAUUGGAUGCAAGACGCGAAGGCCGUCUGCGACCCCGAGGUGGCGAAGGCCAUCGCCGGGGAGACGAGAUACGUCUGGAUGCGCCUCACCUUCUGGCUCGAAGUGUGGGUGUUCAUGACUGCGUGCAACCUCGUGGCAGAGUUGCCGCUGCUGAAUCGUUACGUGCCCUUCGUUGAGUCGCUGCCGCACCACGUCCUCUCUCUCUUUUCAGUUCUGACUGUGAUCUCCGGAGGGCCCUCGCAGCCGACCGUCCACCGCGCGGCGUUCCGCUUGAUUCGGGGCUUGGCUGCGCUUCUUUCCUUUUUUUCAACUAAAUUGUUCGGCGUCGCUCUCGUCCUCCCCUCUCACGGAGCGGAUGCUUCGGAAGAAACGGCCACUUCAGGGAUUUUCUACUUCCCAGAGCCUAAUCCGCCGGCGUUUUCGCGGCAAGGCACCGCUUCCCCACCGCGCACCGCUCUCGGCCGCGGCCUCCGCCAGGCUUUUUCUUUCUUCUUGCCUUUUGUCUCGUCCUCCAAUUUCUCCCUGAAUGAACAGGGAACGUCUUCGCCCUCGUCGCGCGGCAGUCUGCCAGGCUCUCGCACCCCUGCGUCGGCUUCGCCCCUGGUUUCCUACGCAGCCGACGCGCUGUGCCAUGCCCUCGGUUUCAGUUCUCAGUCCUGGUUGUCCGGUUUGUUCGCAGUGCUGCUCUACCUUCCCCAAGUCCUUCUGAUUUUCCUUCCGCAGUUUGUGUUGACGCCUGUGCUCGUGUAUCUCCGCGCAGGCCGCCCGCUCUUUGGCGCCAUUGUGUCACUGAGUUCUACGCGCCCCUCGGCGCUGUCUGAGAGGCUCUACUGGGUGCUUUACUUCUUAGCGUCUUCAGGCGUCUCACUCGUGGACGUCCUGCUCAAGGAGCACAACCUGCUCCGCUACCUGCCCUUCCAGUCGUCCUUCCUCGUGCUCGUUGUGGUGACCAUGCAAACUGCCGUCACAUUUCUCGCCAAAGGCGCAGAGGUGCGAGUGCGGCUGCCUCAGCGAGACCCGUGGGAGCCCACGCAGUCCUUCUCGCGCGCCGGCUCCGCCGCGUCGCGCGCGAGUUCAGUUCCGCAGGCAGCGGCGGCAGAGCAGAGUGGGCGGGAAGGCGCUGCGCCUCCCGACAGAUCGGAGGCGCGACAGAGCGACGCCCGUAAGCAGAGAGGCUCGUGGUUCUCCGCGCUGUUCGGCCGCGGCAGCUCAGUCCCUGCCGCAGAGACCAACUGGGGUGCUCCAGGGGGACACGACGCGGCCGCGGGGGUCAAGGCGGGGUCCGCGACUGAGGAGGGGUCGCAUGCGCGACCGAAAGAGGGCACUAGGCACAUACUCCCCGCCGCGAUGAUUGCGUCUGCGGCCGCGGCGUGUGAGAAGGAGAGCUCAGGAAGACCUCGCGCGCCGCCGCCGGCUCCCUCCCCGCAGACGUCCUCUGCUCCUUCGUCGUCGGACAUUGACGACGAGCGUGCGCGCGCGGAGGGCGGCAUCCCCACAGAGAACCCCGAAGAGGACGAGGAUGGGAACGCCAGAGAGGCUAUCAGGAGCCCAGAAGGGUCUCCGGAGCGCGCGGGCGCCGACGCGGCGUGCCAGGAGCCCAGAAGGCGCUGGGCGGACGAGGCGAUCACCAGCAGCGACGAGGAGAUGGAGCAGGACGGCUUUGCCAGCCAGGCCGCGCGCGCCGUCGCCGACGGCCCAGAGGCAGGCAGCAGAAGCGCCAGCCGAGUGGCCAGCCCUCGGAGCCACGAGGGGCGAAUGGUUGACCGCGGCGCUCCGCGGAUGGUGUGGCGCGCUCGCGCAGGGGACGGGGGAUGGAGGAACUUUCGCGACGACGGCAGAGGUCGACGGCGCCCGCAGCAGAAGUCUGAGUCCUCGCCGGCACGAGAGGGGGGGUCGCCGUAUUUCGGUCCUGGCCACGAAGACAGGCGCAGCCAGCAGCUUUUCAGUCGAAGGGGGGCGAGGGGGGGCCGGAGCCGCAGAGAGUUUCCAGGGGGCGGGAGCGCCGGCAACGCCCAGGCGCUGUCGAAAGACCUGAGCGAAGAGCAGCGGAGAUCCCCCCCAGACCAUCGACGGAGGGGCAGGCCGGUAACGCCUCCCGCGGGUGCUGGGCAGGGCGGCGACAGAGAGCGCCUCCGGCUGCGACCUGUAGAUCGUAGAGCUGAUGCAGAGCCCAGAGGCGGCGCCGCGCCCCAGAGAGGGCGACUGGCAGCCGAGACGGACUGGCAGGGCGCGCGCGAAGAGGCGCUGCAAGAGUGGAACUUAGUUGAUGACGAUCUCAGCGAGGGAUGA